Aricia agestis (brown argus) is the source of this 946-nucleotide messenger RNA. RefSeq names its product pyridoxine/pyridoxamine 5'-phosphate oxidase-like (gene Pnpo). The coding region runs from base 117 to 818 and encodes 233 amino acids. Gene Ontology annotation, biological process: pyridoxine biosynthetic process; pyridoxal 5'-phosphate biosynthetic process. The transcript is spliced from 5 exons. Gene Ontology annotation, molecular function: pyridoxamine phosphate oxidase activity; FMN binding. NCBI's taxonomy places the organism in Eukaryota, Metazoa, Arthropoda, Insecta, Lepidoptera, Lycaenidae. The record is from RefSeq and is a predicted model, not a curated record.
CUCUUGGUAGUUUCUUGACGUCUCUGUCUGCUAAAGCCCGUACAGUACGGUAUUGAAAUUAGGAAUUUUAAUUUAGUUUUAAAAACCUUCACAGAAGUUCCAGUCACUGCUGCAAAAUGAGUAUCGAUAUUGGAGGUAUGAGAAUAAGGUACAAAGAUAAAGAUGAAACAUUCCUAGAGAAGCAUUUAGUGUCCAAGGAGCCGUUUGGGCAGUUUAAGGCAUGGUUCGAAGAAGCUUGCACAAGAAAGGAAAUCUUAGAACCUAAUGCUAUGUGUUUGGCUACAGCUACCAAAGAUGGAGUCCCUUCUUCAAGAUUUGUUUUAUUAAAAGGGUAUGGUAAAGAGGGUUUCAAGUUUUAUUCCAACUAUGGAAGCAGAAAAGCUAGGGAAAUGGAAGAGAAUCAAAACGUGGCAGCUACAUUCUAUUGGGAAGUACUUAACAGAUCAAUAAGAAUUGAGGGUGUAGUGGAAAAAGUGUCUGAAGAGGACUCCGUCAAAUACUUCCACUCUCGGCCAGUCCCGAGCCAGAUUGCCGCCUGCGCCAGCUACCAAAGUACCCCAAUUGAGUCCAGGGACGUACUGUGUGAGAGAGAGAAAGUCCUGGAGACCGAGUACAUAAUACCUGGGAAGGAAGUGCCCAAGCCAGCAUAUUGGGGGGGAUAUAUUAUUCGUCCCAAAGCUGUCGAGUUCUGGCAAGGACAAAGGGACAGACUACAUGACAGGAUCAAGUUUAGAAAACCAAAGGAUGGGGAGGUACCUGAUGGGAAAUUGUUACAUGAGGGAGAGGAUGGAUGGGUUUAUGAAAGACUUUCACCAUAGUUUUCUCAGAUGCUAAAUCAUUAAUCACAAAACUUUUUUUGGGUACAAAUUAUAAUUUAUUAUUUACAUACUUGUUACUUGAUAAUGUAAAAUGUCUUCCAAAUACUUCCAAUAUACAUUUAUGGAUA